GCAUGCGCAGCGACCCCUCUCUCUUCUUGAUAUUUUAUUUACUCCCGAAACCCAAGAUGGCUCCUGUGAAUGUCUCGGUCCCAUAGCAAAUCGAGGAUGCAAGUAGCUGCCGGAAAGACAACUUUUCCCCCGACCGACGCGUCCCGUGGAGUUCACAUCGUGGAGGUCCUGAGGGUCGUGUAGGCAGCUACAAGCCCCCCCCUCCCCCCCACCCCCACCUCAAUUCGGAGUAGUUUCGCGAAGUAGCUUCUUCUCCUCGCUGUCGCUUGUCUGUCCGGAGCGGAGGGUUCAGACGAGGCAGGCGGCUCACACAAAUGGCCGAGCCGAGAAAAGUGCAGUUUGUCACCCUCUCGGCCUUCGCACCGGGGGCCGCCGCGGAGUCCAGGAAGCGCCGGCUGCAGGAGGAGGAGGAGGCCGACUUCAACUUCGGGAGAGCCGGGGAGGUCGAGGCAGCAGCGACCGGGGCAGGAGGAGGAGGAGGAGGAGCCGCCGCCGAUGAUCGCCUCGGCGAACCCGGCGACGGGGACGAGAAGAGGGCGACGGUGCGGCUCAACCUCUCCCUCUCCGAGCCCGACGACCGCGCGUCCGUCGAGUUUAAUUAUGGAGAACUCAUCCAACACCUCAAGGUCAAGAAAAAUCCUCCGAGUGUGACUUCAGCGCCCAAUCCCAGCGACCCCUUCGACGACGAGCGAGAGCGGCUACAGGUGGAGGCCAUGGCCAAGAAGUUUGAGAAUAAAUAUGGAAACACGGGGAAGAAGAAGAAGAAGGACAGAAUGCAGGAUCUGAUCGAUAUAGGCUUUGGUUAUGACGAGACAGACCCCUUUAUAGACAACUCAGAAGCUUAUGACGAGCUGGUGCCGGCGUCGCUGACCACAAAGCUGGGGGGAUUUUACAUCAACACCGGGACGCUGCAGUUCAGAGCGGCCUCUGACUCGGAGGGAGACGAGGACAAGAAGAAGCUGAACGACAACAAGGAGCAGGUGAUGAAGAAGAGGAAGAAGAAGGAAGUGAACAAUCUGGAGGAGAAGAACCUGAAGAAGAACAGCGGACCCAAACAAGGAGUGACGGCGCUCAGCCUCCACCGGCCGGAGAAGAAGAAGAGGAAGAAGCUGAUGAAGGACUCGCUGUACUUGGCGGCCAUGCUGCGGCGCUUCACCCGGGAGAAGGAGGACAUGAGGAAGAGGAACCCCAACAUGGCUCACCUCGCCCUGGUGGGAGGCGUGGCCAACAAACAAACGCACUCCACCAACUCGACCAACCACCUGUUGGCGUCUAACUCUGCCCACCUGCAGGGCGGCGCGGCCGGCAACGACCUCUCGCUCGCCGACCUCACGUCGGACCCGGCGGUGAUGUCACUGCUGGGCUCGGCCAAUGAGAAGGAGCUGCAGGAUCUCCUGGGCGAUUUGGACUUCAGCUUGAUGGACACUGACCAGCAGCACGCCAUGGUGGCUGCGAGGGAGAACGGCAUUCUGGGAGUUGGAGUUCCCGCUCCAAAAGGAGCAGCAGCAGCAGCAGCAGGAGGAGGAGGAGGUGCAGGGCGAGGUCUGGGGUCUUCCAGCGGUCUGUUUUCCCCGCCCCCGCUGCCUAAUGGACUGCCCGCCCCUCUUAUUAAACGCAUCGAGGACCUGCGGGCGGCCUCACGGCAGUUUGAUCAGGAGGGCCGCAAGAAAUUCUUCACCUUGGACAUGAAUAACAUUCUGCUGGAUAUCGAGCUGCAGGUCCAGGAGCAGCCUCCUGAGGUGCGUUCAGACAUCUACUCGCACAUGGAGGCCUUCGUCCCGUGCAACAAAGAAGCCCUCCUCAAACGCAUGAAGAAGCUCAGCCUCAACAUCCAGGACGAUCGACUGCGGGCGCCUCUGUUGAAGCUGAAGCUGGCCGUGUGCAGCUCGAUGCCCGAGCAGAUCUCCAGAUACAACAUCGACUGCAUGGCCAAGGUGGCAAAGCAGCAGUCAGAAGAGGGCGAUAAGAAUGGCUCGGAGGAGGAAGAUGAGGAGAAGCCCGGGAAGAGAGUGAUGGGCCCUCGGAAGAAGUUCAUCUGGGACGACAAGCUCAGGAAUCUGCUGUGCAGCUUGGUGCGCGUGAAGCUGAGCUGCUAUGAGAUGGAGAACCAGUGCUCUCUGUCUGUGGAGGACUACCUCAAGGCCUUCUUGGAGAACGAGGUCAAACCACUGUGGCCCAAAGGCUGGAUGCAGGCCAGGAUUCUGAUGAAGGAGAGUCUUUCUGUUCACUGUCACCUCACUGGAAACCUAGUCAAGAGGAGAGUGGUGCCCGGCCCCAAGGCCAAAGCCAAGGAGGCUCUCUGGAUUCACAAACCACCGCUCACCAUGGCCUCCAACCCGUCUCUGCCCAACUACACAUCCGUUCCGACCUCCAACCGCCAACCCGGCGCCUCCUCCUCCCCCUCAGAGCCCAUCUGUCUGUCGGACUCUCUGGACGAGGAUCUGACCGCUCCGUCUCUGGACUCCAUCUCCCACGCUCUGGCCCUCCUCAGCAAUGCAUCCAAGGGCCUGGGCCUCACGGACAGCCCCCUGUCCCCUCCGCCCCUCCAGAUGCCCACCUCCUCCCCUCCCCCCGUCACCCCUCACUACCCGUCGGCCUCUCAGCUCUCCGCCUCGGUCUCGUCCACGACGCAGUUUCAACACUCCCUGUUGAAGGUGGAGACCGCUCAGCAGGUGGCCACGUCUGCCGGAAGCUUUCCCACGACGACAACAACGCUACAAACCUCCUCGUCUACCUCCGCGUCUCCUGCCGUCUCCUCCAUGGCUCGCGCUCAGGCAGCAGGCCUGUCGCUCGCUUCCAGGACUGCAAACGGUCCCUACGGCCAGCUCAAAGGGUCCGGCGCUGUUGGCCAGUCCCAGACUCAGAGACUCGUUACCAUGGCAACGCCCAAUCAAAGGACAAGCACGGUGAUGGCCGGAAGUGGCAAGUUACACCCGCUCCCCUCCCCGUCCCCUCCAAAGCAGAGGCCGCCUCCCACAGCCUCCCCUCUGCUGCCCCCUCACCAGAAGGGCUUUGUCAGCCCGAUGGGCAUGCUGGGAACUAUGGGCGCCCCUCAAGGACUCGCAAAGAGCUGCGCCAAAGCCGGCGGCGUCAGCCUCAACGGCAGCACAGUGAGCAGCAGCCUCACACCUUCUUCCUCGCCUUCCUCUUUGCCCCGCUCCGUCUCCACCACCCACCUACAGUCCUUCUGCUCGCCCUCGCCUGUCUCCUCCUCGCCCUCCUCCGCCUCGCACUCCGCUCAGAACAAACCGCACGCACAUCAUCAUCAUCCGCAGGCCAACUUCAUCACCCCGAUGCAGGCCACCCUCACCAAGUCGUCCCACAGCAGCAACUCCUCGUCCAUCAUCAAGCUCACCCCUCGACCUCCUGCGCCCACCCCGCCUCCCUCCUCCUCCCCGUCCCCGUCGUCCUCUCCCUCACACUUGCUCUCCCAUCAGAUGGUCCCAACGCAACAACAACAACAACAACAGUACACCCCCAAAACCACCAAAACUUUCCGCGCCCCCUUCAGCGUGUCGGGCUUCACAGGAAGUCAGAAAUCUCCGUCGACGACGAGCAUCAGUAGCAUCAACAAUUCCAAAAACAACAAGGGGGGUGUACUGGCCGUCUGCAGCCUCCCAGGUAAAACUCCCUCGUCUCCCGCACCUUCGGUUUCCGUCAAUCACGGGCAGAGGCAGAGGAUGGUGGGCGGGGCUAACCAGAGCUCAACCGGAAACGGAUGGGCGACUUCAGGAACUUUGUCCACCCCCUCAACAACGUCACACCUCUCACAGGUAUCAACAGCAGGCUCCUCCCUCCUGGGCAGCCCCUCCGCGCUGCCGCUGGGCUUUGGCAUGUUGGGAGGCCUGGUGCCUGUCACGCUGCCCUUCCAGUUCCCCUCGUUGCUCAAUUUCAGCCCUUCAGGAGCGCCUGGGGUGGCUGGCAUGGGCUCAGCCCCCAGCUCCAACUCAGGAUACCCCUUAGCACAGAGCGACCUAAUGGAUCUGUAUAAGAGUCUCCAGGCAGGGUCGCAGGCUGCCCUACCUCCUCAUUUGCAGCUUGCUUUCUCAGAUGCCAACCAAAGCCAGGGCGGAGACAUGAAGAGGAAAUCCCACUGACCAAUAGCAGCGCAGGACACCACAGCCUCCAGGACACAUCCACCAAUAGGAACCUUCGCUUUGAUUGACUUGACAGGAGUGUUGUGGUAUGAGGGGGCGGGGCAUCACUGCGCCGCUCUCACAAAGUGGACCUAAAGGAGGAGAAUCCUCGCUUCAAGCUUCAAACGAUGAAUUAAUGAAUCUGUAUUUUCUAACUACCCGGGUAUGAGAACAAGACAGAGUGAAUGAUGAGAGAACUUUAUUUGUUCCGCUUCUUUUUAUUUUUGUCAACAUGUUUACAUAUGACCGACCUUGAUCACUGUGGAAUGAGCGAGGCGGCGGUGGAGGUGGAGGUACAGAUGAGAUAGAAGUACGCUACGUAAUAUAAUUUGUAUUUAAGUUUAAGUGGAGAAACUUUUUUUGCUCUUCUGCAGUAAAAAGAGAAGAAACAGACGGAGAUAUGAAUUAUUAUUAUUUUCGUCUCAGACGUGGGAAUCUUUGUGUCCGUAGACAUUUUUUAUCGUUGGUCACCUCUGCUCCCACAAAGACUGUUAAGUAGUAGCUUAAAUUAAAAUGAUAAAUUAUUUGUAAUUUACACAGGGACGACAUGUAGUGUGUGUGUGUGUGUGUGUGUGUGUGUGUGUGAGAGCCGUGAGGUUGAUUUGAAUGUGUGUAUGUACAUAAAAAAACAAAAAACGAUAUACUGUUAAUUUGUUUCCAGAUUUAUUCUAAAGGAACGGGUGACGACGUGUUUUCCCCCUUUUCACAAUAAUGACUGCGUGUACGUGUGGCGCCCCUCUCUCGCCCCGUGUGUUCUUGGUGCUGUCUCAUCACACUGGACCUUUUCUGGAUUAAAGACUUGAAUUGAAAAUAAAAAAAAGUUAUGGGCUCCUCCCCCCCCGGAGACGAGGAGCCGCCUGUGAGAGAGGGGAGACACGUCAGGAUUGUAGCCUACUUGAAUUGUUUUAUUUUUUAGAGUUGUGAAUUUUUAUUUUUUAUUUACUUUCUCUGAUAAUGACUCAAAGCGACUUAAUAUAACACAAAGCCUUAGUUUAUAAAAGUAUGACAAAGAUCUAUGCAGGACUGUAAAACGCUCAAUGCAAAAGUGCAAGUCGUCGCUUGGCUUUCAACCUCUACUCGACUCUGUCAGUGCGUCUCUGGAGGAGUGAAUGUGUGUACAUGUUGAGACUCUUUUUUUUUUUUUUUUUUACGCUCGUGUGUUCAGACAGAUGAUAGGCACAUGUUGGAGGCCGACGAAGUCAGCAGACAGGAUAAGUUUCAGGGCACAUUCAGACGUGUGCAAAAAAUAUAGUCAUGCUCGACGUGGACGCUGAUAAAGACCAGAUACUGGAUUUCAGUUACCUGCUUGAGUGGUCACCAACAAACACUUUGAGGCUACUACAGUCCACCUUCACAGAACUCUGACGACCCCAGAUGUUCAAAACACAUCGUCAAUCAUUUAAUAGUUUUUCUACUGUGUUGCAAGUAAACAUUCAUCUUAGAGCACAUUUAGGCUUUUUGACAGACUGAAAAAAAUACAAAUAUAUUAAUAGAUGAACAAACAGUUGAUAAGGGCUACGAUGCUAACAGCUGCAUGUGAAUAAAAAUCAUCAACAGUUAAACCUUUUUUUUCAGCUAAUUUAAAAUUAGGGAUUUAACCCUCUACAACUAAAAAUUACAACCAACUCUUUUUUUGUUGACUUCUGUAUUUAGUGUGGCUACAAAGUCUGUUUUAUUUUCUCCCCAUUCUGUUGACAAUGUGUGAAUGUAGCAUGCUGAGCUUUUAUGAAUUUAUUCUCUAAGAGAAACGUAAUUUUUAAGAAGCAGAGUUUGCUAGCUUAGUCGACAGUUUAACAGAUUAAGCUGAAAAAGAUUAAAAAAAAUAAACCUUGUGUCUGUCUGAACACACCUGUUGUGACACCUUCCCUGUAUUGAAUACCUCCUUUGACAGACACCGUUCUUCCUGAGUCUCUCUUCCCCUUUGUGUGUGUGUGUGUGUGUGUGUGUGGCUGCACCGAGAACGGCGCCAAAGAUUGAUAUGUAGCUCAUAAAUAUAAGAUGGGGUGUAGCCAGUCAGUGUGUGUUUGAGAGUAUUUCGACAUUUCCCCACAAAAUGUUAAAAAAAUAAACUCCUGAGUGUCGACGUGUGGUUCAUCAGGAUGUCAUUGUGAAGUCCUGUGACUGGAGCAGUGGGUGACAUCUUAUAAAUUGUGAUUUUUUGGGGAGGGGGGGGGGGGUGUCUAGGGGUGGGGGAGGAUAAAAACGACAAUUUCGUGAUUAACUGGUUGCUUAAUUUGGUCUUUUGUAGAUUAUUUUUGUGUGUCGAUUAUGAAAUUAAACAAAACAGGUGGUUUUCACGAUGA
Molecule: messenger RNA, 6439 nt
Organism: Labrus mixtus (cuckoo wrasse)
Lineage: Eukaryota; Metazoa; Chordata; Actinopteri; Labriformes; Labridae
Gene: ubn2a
Product: ubinuclein 2a
Exons: 17
Coding region: 315-4097 (1260 amino acids)
Cellular component (GO): nucleus
Source: RefSeq, a predicted model, not a curated record